This is a messenger RNA of Polistes dominula (European paper wasp), 2234 nucleotides long. RefSeq names its product RWD domain-containing protein 1. The record is from RefSeq and is a predicted model, not a curated record. Lineage: Eukaryota; Metazoa; Arthropoda; Insecta; Hymenoptera; Vespidae. Gene Ontology annotation, molecular function: protein binding.
AUUUAUAUUUGUAUUUACGACGUUUGGUGACAUUUAAAUCACGUGAUAGUAAAUGUCAUUCAUAAUUAACAUCUUUUGGCGCGUAUUUCGUUUGACUACUUUACCCACGUGUAGUACUCUAUUGAUACGAAUUCAUUGAACAAUUUGAAUACAAAUGUCAGCUGUAUCGUUUCAUUGAAAAUCCAACAGAUGUCGCUUUUAAUAUCUAUCGUGUAGUAUUGCACGCGGUAAAUUUUCUUACCGUGUAACAUGACAUUAUAUUAUUUGCUAAUAUCGAAUAAGUUUACUUGAUAUUUUAUUGAAUUUUGAUAAGAUUAUUUGUAAAAUUAUACACGAUGGAUUAUCAAGAGGAACAACGAAAUGAAAUCGAAGCUUUGGAAUCAAUAUAUUGUGGAGAAAUGGAAAUCUUAAGUACAGAGCCAUUCUAUUCGUUCGCAAUACCAAUUAAAACAGAGGAAUAUGAAGCAGAAACAGACAAUGGUUUGAGUUGUCGAUUAGAAUUUACUUAUACGUCAGAAUAUCCAGACAAACCUCUUGUUGUUUCAAUACAAGAUCCUGAAAACUUUGAAGAAAGUAGUGCUGAGGAAUUGACUAAACAUUUGAUUGAACAAAUCAAUGAAAAUUUAGGAAUGGUAAUGGUCUUUACGUUGGUCAGUGCGGCACAAGAAUGGAUGAAUGUACAAUGGGAUAAAAUAAAAUUGCACAGGGAAGAAUAUGCUGCUUUAAAACUUAAAGAGGAGGAAGAAGCUGAAAGAAAAAGAUUUGAAGGAACCAGAGUUACCGUAGAAACUUUCCUAAGCUGGAAGGAAAAGUUUGACGAAGAAAUGGGUCACACUAAGAGAAAAGAAAUGGCAGAUCGAGAAGGAAAGAAAUUAACAGGAAGAGAAUUAUUCAUGACAGAUAGAACCUUAGAUCAAUCUGACCUUAAAUUCCUAGACGAUGGAGAUGCAGUGAAAGUAGAUGAGAGCUUAUUUCAAAAUCUGGAUGAUCUCGAUUUGGAGGAUGAUGAUGAUGAUGAGGAUGAUCCUGAUUAUGAACCAAAUAACUCUGACAAUGAGAGUGCCUAAAAAGAUAAAUCUAAACUAAUCCGAUUGUAUAUUUCGUAAAUCAUUGUUAUUUUAUGAUGACCAUCAUCGAUAAGUUCAUAUGAUCAAAAUAUUUGCUAAAUUUGUCGAACUUAAAAUUGUAAUGUUUAAAAGAUUCAUUUUAAGUAUCGAUAUUAUUUAGUGGGUUUUAAAAAGAAAAGAAAACAAAAAAAAACUUGUACACAUCAAACAUAUUGCUGAGGGAUAACACUAAAGAAAAGAAAAGAAAAAGAAAUGAUACAUUUUUUCCAAAUGAUUGGUGCUGCGUUCCCAUAAUUAUAUACAUACAUAUAUAUAUAUAUAUAUUUAAAAGUUGCUAUCAAAUGAAGAAUGGUUGUAACUUAAUGAUUGGUAUGAUGUGAACAAAUGAGAGAUGGUUGAUUCAAAUAUGAUCGAAAUCAUUUUUAUAAGUGUGUAAAUAGAAAUUUUCUUUUCAUAAAACGCUUUGUUUAUUAAUUGUUCGUUUAUUUUCUUCUCAUUUUUCACUGUGUGGCUAGUUUCUUCUAUCAUAAAUCUCUCGUAUUUCCAAAUGUAGGUAGUGUAAUUAUAUGAUCGAAUAUUAUUUUAACAUUUAUAAUUCAACAUUUAUUUAUUAGCAUCGAAACAAUAUAUCUUAUGAUCUUAAUGAAUAGGAUAUUUACCCUUUUACAAUUUUUCUUCUUCGUCUUUUUUUUUUGAGACAAAAAAUAUUUGAAUACGCAAUAGGAAACAUUGAAUUAAAAUAAGGUAAAUAUAUAUAUAUAUAUAUCUAAGAUAUAUUUUGUUGAACUUUCAAAAGUAUUGGCAGUAAUUGAGGUCUAUUCGAUGUUCAAUUGAGAUUAUUUUUCUAUAUUUUAUUAUUAUUAUUUUGUUUUUUGUUUAUUUCAUUUUCAGAUACAACGUAGGAACCCUUUGACAAAAUGUCCAGUUUAUGAAUUUUCGAAAUAUUGACAUUUCUUUGCAUUUUGUUUCGUUCAUUUUAUUUUCUUUCUUUUUUUUUUUUGUUUUAUUUUGUUUUAGUUUUAUUUUAAGAAUAAAAAGAUGUGUAUGCUGAAAAUACUGUACAAAAAAUACCAGUUACAAUAUUUCGUAAAUUACAACGAUCCUCCUGAGAUUUAUUAUUAUCGAUAAAAAUCGAUUUAAAAUAAAAUAAAAUAAAAUAAAAUAAAA